Phragmites australis (common reed) is the source of this 1443-nucleotide messenger RNA. RefSeq lists its product as uncharacterized. NCBI's taxonomy places the organism in Eukaryota, Viridiplantae, Streptophyta, Magnoliopsida, Poales, Poaceae. Bases 217 to 1164 code for a protein of 315 amino acids. The record is from RefSeq and is a predicted model, not a curated record. The transcript is spliced from 10 exons.
CCGUAGCUUCCUUUCCCCCGGCUGCCUCUUUUUUCCCCUUUCUCCUUGCUUUUAAAGCUUCGAAACCCGAAUCGCCCUCCAAACUCUGUCCAAAGUCGUCUCCCUCCGCACGCACCGAACUCCCCUAGCACAGGACCGCUUCUCCUCGUCCUCCUCCUCCUCCACCGCGCCUCCAUCCCCGAGUUUUUUGGAAUCGGGACCCCUCGGAACUGCACCAUGUCAACAAGCAAUCUGAGGAGGCGGCUCCACCAUGGAGACGUCGAUGGAAGGAAAAAUGAGCAUGUUGACAUAUCCAGUGUAGAUUCCCUCGACGAACCUCUACUUGGCUCCAGCUAUGACAAUGGUGGAUCAGAGAUUUAUGUUCCUGGAAGGCAGGACUUGUGGGAUGACGAUAGAAAGAAGGAGCAACUACACUGGUCAUUUCUUUUCUCAAAUUUGAUUGCGCAAUGGGCACAAUGGUUGGCAAAUAUUAUUGCAAGCUCAGGAUCAAUUUUUGGUAGAUUAUUCCCCUUCUCAUCAGAUAACCAAAACAAUCCAGUAUAUCUUAGCCCUUUGCAGGAAGAAAGGUUGAAUACAUUAAGACGCAGAUUGCAAAUCCCUUUUGAUGGCUCCCGUAUUGAACAUCAAGAUGCCUUGAGACAACUCUGGCGUUUGGCUUACCCCACUCGCGAGAUUCCUCCCCUGAAAUCAGAAUUGUGGAAGGAGAUGGGUUGGCAAGGUACUGAUCCAGCUACUGAUUUCAGGGGCGGUGGAUUCAUAUCGUUGCAGAACCUUAUCUUUUUCGCUAGGAACUACCCUAAUUCCUUUCAGAUGCUUCUGAACAAAGAGCAAGGGCAGAGAGCAGAUUGGGAGUACCCUUUUGCAGUUGCUGGUAUCAACAUUUCCUUCAUGCUGGUCCAGAUGUUGGAUCUACAGUCAACUGUUCCAUCUUCAAAAUCUGGAAUUUGUUUCCUUGAACUGCUUGGACGAGAUGAGAAUGCGUUUGAUCACCUGUACUGUGUGGCCUUUCGGCUGCUUGAUGCGCAGUGGCUUGUGAAACGUGCCUCGUAUAUGGAAUUCAAUGAGGUCUUGAAAUCUACAAGAACUCAGUUGGAGCGCGAACUAGUUUUAGAAGAUGUACUGGCGGUGAAGGACCUGCCGUCGUACACUAUGCUAGAUCAGUAAGUUAAAACUGAGCAGCAUUUGGCUGCCGGGGAACUGACUAUGCUGGUGUGAUGGGUCACGGUUAUACUUAUACAUUGAUCUGCUGAUGUCUUGAUCCUAAAUGCUUCGGUAGCCCUCUUUGUCUGGCUAUUUUGGUGCGUAUGUUGUAUUGUUGUAGAUCGAGAGGAGUAUUUGAGGCCUUAUCCAUGAUUCCUUGUACUUAUCAUGAAUUAGUUCAUGUACCUUUCAAACUUGCCGGUUCAAGGUAAUAAAGCAAUAAAUUUCAUCGUCAUUUUUAUA